Messenger RNA from Schizosaccharomyces japonicus yFS275, 457 nucleotides. RefSeq names its product RNA-binding protein. Gene Ontology annotation, molecular function: RNA binding; nucleic acid binding. The transcript has a single exon. The coding region runs from base 86 to 457 and encodes 123 amino acids. NCBI's taxonomy places the organism in Eukaryota, Fungi, Ascomycota, Schizosaccharomycetes, Schizosaccharomycetales, Schizosaccharomycetaceae. Gene Ontology annotation, biological process: RNA processing; nuclear RNA surveillance. Gene Ontology annotation, cellular component: cytoplasm; nucleus; exon-exon junction complex. The record is from RefSeq and is a predicted model, not a curated record.
UUCGCACUUACCACACCCCUUACGCUUCACUAUAUCAGUUACUUCGUGUCUCCCGUCGCCUUUCCUCUCCACAGUCCCACCACCAAUGUCAGCGACUCCUUCGAGAAACCCGGCAAAGUCCAUUGAGGGCUACACAAUUCUCGUUACGGGUCUCCACCCGGAGACGACCGAGGAGCAAGUGGAGGAUUUGUUUUUAGACUUCGGUCCUGUGCGGAAUCUGCAUCUCAACCUGGACAGACGAACGGGCUACGUGAAGGGAUACGCGUUGCUCGAAUACGCCGAGUUAGAACAGGCGCAAAAGGCAGUCGAAGCCUCGCAGUUGACUCUGUUGGGACACAAAUUGCAGGCUGAUUACGCGUUUCUCGAGCCGCCAGUCAGUCAUCGCAUGGACGUUGAUUCUCGUAGCCGGAGCCAGUCGCCAGCUCGACGCGACGAAAAUGGAACUGUUUCUAUGUGA